CCGAGAUCGCUUUCACCUACAGUCAUGGGAACUUUUCCCAGAUGGGAGUUAUCAGAAAAUUAUUAUCUUUGCAUUCAUUGUUCGUUCUUAAUCAAGAAAAAUGCAUUCGAAAGUGGAGCUGAUUUGAGAAAACUGAAACUCGAUUGCACAAUGAUGUGAGAUAAAGGCCGGUCGUAUCACUUGGUGAACGGCUGGGGAAACGUGUUUCGUCGGGUGUCAGAUGCAGUAGAAGGUGCGAAAGUAGACGGAAACUGAAUAGUAAUUGACUCUUUUUUUUUUUUUCUUUCUUUAUAUUCAGCGAUGUGAUGAUAUUCGAAGCAAAAAUGUUACAAGCGAGCUCACAAAUUCCGACUUCCACUCGGUAAGUCGUUACAGCGAUUGCAUCUGAAGAUUCUUAAUUUGGUCUAAUUGCAUCCAUUACUUUGAAAGGCGGAUUCAGAAUUAAACUAAGCAACACACAAAAGCCUCUGACAUCAUUUCAUUUGCUUCGCAUCACCUCGACGUAACAGGACAAGUUGUUUCUCAAAGGAAAAAAUGUCGGAGAGGCAGAUCACAGUGCCACCUGUCUUGGAAAACAUUCUCCUGGAAUACACCAUAAAUGUCUUGGUGGAAAAUCCGGAGGAUAUUAUCAGCCAUGCAGCCGAUUAUUUCACUCGCCUGAGGGAUAACAGAGAUCAGGAAAAUCCUCCUGGAAUGGUUGGGGAGAAGACUGACAUCAGCAAUAUUCUGGGAUCCAGAGCCUCGAGACGCCAAUCGGUAGUCGGCGAACGAUAUGAUCCAGAACAGGACGACGAUGAAGAGGAGAUCGAAAAAUUUCCAAAAUCUGAUGAGGAAAGGAAAAGGAUCAAAGAGCGGACCAAGGAUAUCUUUCUUUUCAAGGUCUUAGACGAAGAGGACAUCAAUGAAAUUAUAGAGGCCAUGAUGCCUAGAGAGGUCGAAACAGGACAAGUUAUCAUUCGCCAAGGGGAUGAUGGCGACUUUUUCUAUGUGGUCGAUAAAGGAACUUUUGAGGCAUGUGUCAAAGAUGGAAAAGGUGAAGAGAGGAUAGUAAAGAUCUAUGACAAUUCUGGCAGUUUUGGCGAGUUGGCAUUGCUUCAUAACCAACCAAGGGCUGCUACAGUUACGGCCACGACGAAAGGGCUUCUCUGGGCCGUGAGCAGAAAGACUUUCAAUAGAUUGGUCGUGAAAAGAGCCUUCGAAAAAAGGCAGAAGUAUAUGGCUCUUCUGGAAAAGGUGCCUGAAUUGCAACCCCUGACGGAAUUCGAGAAGAUGCAGGUAUGCGAUGCACUCAGUCCAGUGUUUCUAAAAAAAGGAAAUAUUCUUUUCGAAGAAGGAGAUGAAGGGGACGGAAUGUAUUUUGUGGAAGAGGGGAAGAUCAGCAUCAUACAGAAGUCUUCAAAGAACAAGAGCGAACAAGAAGUGGCCCAAUUAGGUCCAGGAGAGUACUUUGGAGAGAUGGCGUUGGUGAAGAACCAGCCGAGAGCGGGAACGGCAAAGGCAGUGGUGGAUACGAAGCUCGCCUUUCUAGAAGUGAAAGCGUUCGAGCGCCUGCUCGGGCCCUGCAUCGACAUCAUGAAAGCACGCAUGGAGAAGUACAAGAGAGCCUGACUGUCGUCC
Argiope bruennichi is the source of this 1617-nucleotide messenger RNA. Its product is annotated as cAMP-dependent protein kinase type II regulatory subunit-like. Gene Ontology annotation, cellular component: cAMP-dependent protein kinase complex. Gene Ontology annotation, biological process: regulation of protein phosphorylation. The record is from RefSeq and is a predicted model, not a curated record. The coding region runs from base 535 to 1608 and encodes 357 amino acids. NCBI's taxonomy places the organism in Eukaryota, Metazoa, Arthropoda, Arachnida, Araneae, Araneidae. The transcript is spliced from 4 exons. Gene Ontology annotation, molecular function: cAMP-dependent protein kinase regulator activity.